GCGCGUGCACAGCGAGCAGCAGAUGCCUUGCUUUGCGCUCCCUGGCCGCCUCGGCAGCCCCGGCGCCGCGGCGGAGGGGAACGUCCUGCCUCGGGCCGCGCCCGGGGCGGUUAUGCGGGGCUUGCCCAUCGACCGCGGCCGCGGCCUGCCCAAGGUGGACGCGGACAGCUGCGGCUUGCGCCACCUCCCCGGGACGAUCUACCAACUGCGCGCCGCCAACGUCGUCUACGGCGAGGCGUCGUACCUCCCGGGCAGCGGCGGUGCGGCGUCGGAGGAGGAGGGGCGGCCUGGGGCAGCCUCGCAGUCCCCGGGCGAGGGCCAGCGCCCUUGA
This is a messenger RNA of Trypanosoma conorhini, 331 nucleotides long. RefSeq lists its product as uncharacterized. The record is from RefSeq and is a predicted model, not a curated record. The transcript has a single exon. Lineage: Eukaryota; Euglenozoa; Kinetoplastea; Trypanosomatida; Trypanosomatidae. The annotation marks the transcript as partial.